Messenger RNA from Magallana angulata, 4460 nucleotides. RefSeq names its product PAN2-PAN3 deadenylation complex subunit pan3-like. The transcript is spliced from 18 exons. Gene Ontology annotation, cellular component: P-body; PAN complex. Bases 132 to 2528 code for a protein of 798 amino acids. Gene Ontology annotation, biological process: protein phosphorylation; nuclear-transcribed mRNA poly(A) tail shortening; mRNA processing. Gene Ontology annotation, molecular function: poly(A) binding; metal ion binding; protein kinase activity. The record is from RefSeq and is a predicted model, not a curated record. NCBI's taxonomy places the organism in Eukaryota, Metazoa, Mollusca, Bivalvia, Ostreida, Ostreidae.
AGUUCCACCGUGAUCAUGCGCAAUGAAGCAAAAUUAAAGAACUCGAAACAUUUGGUGAAAUUUGUUCAUUUGUAAAUCUAAAGAUCUAGUCAUGAUGAGCGCGAUCAGCAGGUAGUUGGUUUAGAUUUGACAUGACAUCUUCAAAUCCAGCCGGAAGAAAGCCGGCUCUGUGCCGUUUCUUCGUGAAUACUGGGAACUGUGUUUACGGGGAUGAGUGUCAGUUUCUCCACCAGAACCCAGGAAUGGGAUUUCAAAAACCGUUUUCAAACGGACCAUUGCAUUCUUCAGAAAAUCAUGGGUUACCAGAUUCGUUAGGAAACAAUGGAGACCAGUACUUCAAUGCUACGUUUGGGGGAGAAUCAACUGUGCCAGAGUUUAACCCCUUUUCUAGGCCCCCUAUGGGCCGGCCUGGCAGGGGGAUGAUUGGACCCUCUGGUCCUGGACCAAACUUUGGUCCUAACAAUCCCCGCAUGGACCUGGCCGCUGGGGAAGGGAGACUUGACUGUCCUCCAGGGGGACCUAUGAGGAUGGACAACUUUAGGUCAGAUAAUCCAAGAAUGGAUCAUGGAUUAGCUUCAGACUUCGCAGCUUUAAAUCUGCAGAUUCCAAACACCACAAAGGGACCAAACCCUAUUGCCAAUGAGUUCAUCCCAAAGUCCUCCAGUCUCAGUCACAGUGCCAGUUCUCCAAACUUCUCCACCAUCAAUGGGAACGGAUACAUCCCCCCUCAUUCUAAUGGGCCACCCCCACCUCCCCCAAUGAUGAUAUCUGGGCAGCCUGAAAACCACAGUGUGGUAGCUGGGGCACCACCAAACAGUAUGAUGAUGUCAAACACUCCUCCACCACAUCUAGUGCCUACCAGUGGCGUCAGCCUUGCUACAACCAGUCCAAGUCACAGUCCUCAUCUGUCUCCCUCCAACUCGCCCCUGAUGAUGCGACGGACAGCCUCGCCCAUCGCCCCCCUCAAGCAAACCACCACUCCCAAGAAAUCAAACAACACCACCAUUCAGGAGAAUGUUGGUGGCACCACAUACUUUUACUCCCCUGAUGACUUCAAUCCCCAGCAUGAGGCCACUCAACUGCCAAACUUCUCCAUGUUCCCCAGUCUGCCACCCCACAUUGCUCAUUUAACUGUCAAAAAGAACAUGCCACAGUUCUUUAUGCCAGAUGAACUUAAAAUGGACAUCUUAAACAGGCAUGCUUUAACAAUGGCACAACUAGACACAACUCAAACCACAGAUAUUCCUGCAGAAGUGGACAACUAUCAUAAUCUGUUCCCCCUGGAGCCCCCGUUGGCUAACCCAAUGCAGAAAUCCAACACGUUUGGGUACCCCACCACCUGUUACAAGGCAGUCAACACAAAGGACGGCCUCACCUACUGCUUACGCAGGGUUCACGGUUUUCGAUUGUCCAACACAAAGUGUAUGAGCAUCAUUGACAUGUGGAAGAAGAUGUACCACCCUAACAUAGUCCAGCUGAGGGAGGUCUUCACCACAAAAGCCUUUGGAGACAAUUCUAUAGUAUUUGUGUACGACUUUUUCCCGGGAGCAGAAACAGUUUUGUUAAAGCAUUUCAGUGGACCUGGAGGGAUGAAUGGCUAUACCAACGCCUUUAACAUGGAGGGUGGCAGUUCAUCUAGGUCCUACAACUCUAGCAACAAAGGUCUGAAUGGACCGAGACAACACGCUGGACUACUUCCAGAGAGUAUGAUUUGGGCUUACGUAGUCCAGCUUAGCUCCGCCUUGCGCGCCAUUCACGCUGCUGGUCUGGCCUUUAGAACGAUGGACCCCAGCAAAAUCUUAAUCUACAGCAAAUCAAGGAUAAGGUUGAACUGUGUGGGUAUCCUGGAUGUGUUGACAUUUGACAGUCAGGGAAACCCACCUUCUGCUAUCCAACACUAUCAGCAAGAAGACUUGGUGUACCUGGGUAAGGUGGUGCUGGCCCUGGCCUGUAACACGGUGAUGGCCAUCAAGCGAGACAACUUCCAGAACUCAAUGGAACUCAUCGCCAGGAACUACUCAGCUGACCUGAAGAACUUUUUCCUAUACUUGUUAACCAAUCAGACUCGGCCUCGAAGCAUUAAUGACAUCAUGCCAAUGAUAGGGGCUCGUUUUUAUACUCAGCUGGACUCGGCUCAACUCAGGAGUGAUGUCAUUGAAAAUGAACUGACAAAGGAAGUGGAGAAUGGACGCUUGUUUCGACUUUUAGCAAAACUGGGAACUAUCAACGAGAGACCAGAAUACAACCUUGACAUGCAGUGGUCAGAGACAGGGGACCGCUACAUGCUGAAGCUGUUCAGGGAUUACCUGUUUCACCAGGUGGAUCAGACAGGUGCUCCAUGGAUAGACAUGGCCCACAUUGUUCAGUGCCUCAAUAAGUUGGACUCUGGAUCCCCUGAGAGGAUUUGUUUGACAUCUCGUGAUGAACAGAGCGUGUUGGUCGUGUCCUAUGCUGAACUCAAGCAGAACUAUGAGCGAGCUUUCAGUGAGCUGCUAUCAUCCAGUCAGAGUCACUCCACAUUUACGUAGCCACAGGGAAGAAUCGAUCUGUGUUAAUUAAAUUUAAAGUUUACUGUUGCUAAUCUCAUGACCCUUUAAGUCUUACGUUUUUUGUGCAAAAUGUGCUGGUCAGUAUUGAACCAAAGGGACACUCAUUCCUUAAUGAAAGGACAUGAUAUUAAUCUGAUCAAAGUUUUAUAAUUGUGUAAGUUGCAAUAUAUUGACAUGAGAUCUCGCUUUGAAUGCCCAAAUGUUCUGAGUUUGUUGUGUACUGUAGCCAUGUUACCAAGUAUUUUAAUGUUCUCCUCUCACAUUCAAGUGCUUGUAAAUCACAAGGCAGCAGCUCUGGAAACGAUUCCAAGGAAGGAAUCCGUGCUGGAAAGAAAUUCUUAAUGGAAUCUGUGCUAUAAAGAUAUUCCUAAUGAAUCAGUGCUGGGGAAAAUUCCUAAUGGAAUCUGUGCCAGAAAGGAAUUAAAUCAGAGCAAAUGCUAAUUUAUUUUUAAAUUGUAUGAAAUGAACUUGAUACUUGUAAUUUGUAUUGUCACAAUUGAGGGACAUUUGGAGAACAUGAACUAUUUGUGUAUUUAUUUGUAUUUAAUGCAUUUUUAUUGUUGACAGAUAUUUGCCAUUAAUAUCUUGAUAUCUUUGUGAUGACUAUUGGGCAUUUUGGCAAUUAGGGCAGCACUGUAGGCUUGCUUCUGGUGGGGGAGGGGCGUGGCUUAUCUCCUUGUUGUGGAGGGGAGGUCACUCCUGAAGGAGUUUGAAAUGCAGCCAGUCUGAUGUGUUUUUGAUAACCUGCUCAUUUUAAUUGACAGCUUUAUUCACAUAUCUAGCCCAUGUUAAUGUCAACUGUUGGUUAAAAUUUUGUUUAGUUUUUGCAUUUGUGCAAUAGAAUUUUGUAUUUGAUUGCAAAUAUUGUAAUUACUGGGGCAUGCUUUUGUGUUCAAAAAUAUAAAAAUGAAUGUUUUUGUUUAAAAAAUUCUAUGAGUCAAAAGAUAUGAAAAAAUUAUGAUUUUUGAAAAGGUAUUAAAAAUAACUGAUGGACAUUGUAAUUUUGGUCUCAAAUUAGAAAUUAUGAUAUUUAGAGAGGUUUAGUUAAGAAGAAAUUUUUCAGCAAUUAACAUCAACCCAGUUUAUAAUGUGAUAUUUUUACUGAAAUAUUUUAAACUGUGUGAAUACAGCUGUGACAUUGGUCUGGUUGACUUCUCAAAAGGAAUGUUUGAUGGAGUGUAAGGUGUGUACUAGGUGAACAGAUAGAAUAUACAGAUAGGAUAUACAGGGUGUUACGGUACCGGUAAAGUGCUGGGGGGGGGGGGGGGGGGGGGCAAAUCAAUGGCCGGUACUUGUUGCUCUUAUUGAACCUGUGUUGGAAGGGGGCAUGGAAUUACAAUUAUAGGAAUGCCAAGGUCUGCUUUCUAUUUUAGACUUGAUAACUUGACUUAGAAGGAAUGAAAAGUUUUUUUCUCAGGAAAAAAGUUUAAAUAGAGGGGGGAGCGUUAGCUGGAAGAGUGUAAAUGACAAGGUUAAUUUUAGGCAGUAAUAUACAAAUGUGUCUAGGUAAAAACAGAAACUACAAACUGGUUUGUUAUGGCAGGGAUAUGAGAUAUUAGGGAGAUAUUGAGAUUGUUAACCAACACCAGUCGUAAGCUUUCACAUGUUCAUAUGUCAGUAAAUUAAUUAACCGAUGUUUUACUGUGCUAGGGUGUUAAUUUAUUAUGACGUUAUUUCAAUGUUGGCAACAGUGAAGAGAUAUCAUGCAGAGUUAUGUUUCUUGGUACUGUUGUAUACAUUGAAGUACUGAUUAAUUUUAACAAAACUCGGCAGCAUAAUGGUUUUUUUCUGUUGUUGACAAGGUCUGUACAGAUAUAAUUAAGGAGGCAUAUGUACAGACGAAGUAUUUUUAUGAUGAUAAAAAUGUUAAAAAUACCAAUUUAAAAAAAUAAUAAAAUAUUGAGAAAAUUA